This is a messenger RNA of Lodderomyces parapsilosis, 375 nucleotides long. RefSeq names its product Rbr1p (gene RBR1). The transcript has a single exon. The record is from RefSeq and is a predicted model, not a curated record. NCBI's taxonomy places the organism in Eukaryota, Fungi, Ascomycota, Pichiomycetes, Serinales, Debaryomycetaceae. Bases 1 to 375 code for a protein of 124 amino acids.
AUGAAAUUCUCAACUACUUUGUUCGCUUUAUUAUCUGUUGCCGCCACAACUUACGCCGCUGACUCAUCAAGCGGAGGUAUUGCUGCUAAAGCUACCUCAAAGGUCUCAUCUGCUAUUUCAAGUGGAACCGAUAGUGCUGCUUCAAAAGCAUCAUCUGCCGUCUCAAGUGGUACCGGAAGUGCUGCUUCAAAAGCUUCAUCAGCUGUUCUUGGGGGUUCAUCAGGAUCAAGUGCCAGUGCUGCUUCUAAAUCAGGAUCUUCAAGCUUCUCAUCUGCUUCAUCAUCAAAAUCGUCUUCAGGAGACGCAAAUGCUGUUGGAGUUGCUGGUAUUGGUGCUGGUUCAUUAGCUGCUGUUGCUGGUUUAUUGUUGUUGUAA